AUGGCCGACCGCCCCCCAGCAGUCCCCCUCCACCUCACGUCCCUCGCCAUCCUAGCGCCGAGCAAUGCGCCGCUGUACGUCCACAGCUUUACCGGCAAGGACGACGAGAUGCGCGCGUACCAUUUGGCGCAUGCGGCGGUGGACGUGAUUGAGGAGCGGAUUGUCAUGAACGCGCAGCCCAACCGCCCGUCCGACUCCUACCUCGGCCUCCUGUUCUGCAUGGAAGACAUGGCGUUCUACGGCUUCCAGACGCCGACCAAACUGCGCCUCGUGCUCUCCGUCGCGCUCGUCGACGCGGUAAUCAAGGACGCGGACAUUGUGGCCAUCUUCCGGGCCGUGCACCAGGAGGUGAUCCGCGCGAUACAUAACCCGUUUUUGAGCCUGCCGAGCAGCUUUAGUGCGGUGGCCGCGGCGCCGUACGAGCCGGCGGCGGAGGGAGAGGACGGGGAGGGGAAGAAGGACGGGGACAAGGAGGUGCAAAAGGCCACCGCCGCCCUCGCGGCAACCCGCGUCGGCAGCACGCGCCGAAACGAGGCCGUCGCCGAGGAAGAAAUGUUCGCCUCCGGACCCGCCGACAUCAAGCCCGCCUGGCUCGACUCGCCGCGAUUCCGCGCCGGGAUCGAGCGCCUCGGCGUGCUGCUUAAUGGCGGAAGGGCUUAG
Messenger RNA from Vanrija pseudolonga, 660 nucleotides. It is a transcript of the gene trappc2l, whose product is annotated as Trafficking protein particle complex subunit 2-like protein. NCBI's taxonomy places the organism in Eukaryota, Fungi, Basidiomycota, Tremellomycetes, Trichosporonales, Trichosporonaceae. Gene Ontology annotation, biological process: endoplasmic reticulum to Golgi vesicle-mediated transport. The transcript has 2 exons. Bases 1 to 660 code for a protein of 219 amino acids. Gene Ontology annotation, cellular component: TRAPP complex; nucleus; cytoplasm. The record is from RefSeq and is a predicted model, not a curated record.